AUGUCCGCCCUGAGCAUAAACAUAUUUAUUGUCGGCAUCACAAAUCAAACUAUCAAAAAUAAUGAUGAUAAUAUAAGCCUUGAAUUCUAUAUUAAAAAAAAAGUUAGAAAUAAAGAGCCCUCAAACUUUUGGAUAGAAGCUAAAUAUAGUGUCAACAAUAAAUAUCUUUCUAACAAAACAGCUCAAUCUAAUGAUUUAAAUUCUAAUGAGCUGAAUUUUAAUGAAUUGAAUUCUAAUGAACAAAGUAGUACUAGCUCUACUAAUUCUAGUGCAGUUAAUAAUGAUCCUCAAAUACUCACAUAUUGGAGACCCUUGACACAAUUUCAAACUUUAUAUAAUAGAUUCUAG
Dentiscutata erythropus is the source of this 348-nucleotide messenger RNA. NCBI's taxonomy places the organism in Eukaryota, Fungi, Glomeromycota, Glomeromycetes, Diversisporales, Gigasporaceae. The record is from the annotation of a GenBank genome assembly.